This is a messenger RNA of Stegastes partitus (bicolor damselfish), 2246 nucleotides long. RefSeq names its product organic anion transporter X (gene oatx). The record is from RefSeq and is a predicted model, not a curated record. Gene Ontology annotation, cellular component: membrane. The transcript has 16 exons. Gene Ontology annotation, molecular function: transmembrane transporter activity. Bases 146 to 1888 code for a protein of 580 amino acids. NCBI's taxonomy places the organism in Eukaryota, Metazoa, Chordata, Actinopteri, Pomacentridae. Gene Ontology annotation, biological process: transmembrane transport.
UCAUCUAUUCAGCUGCAGCGUCUUCACCCCCCACCGUCCGUCCCUCCAGCCGCCGGUCCGUCCAGUCGACCGACAGCCUUCAGACUGUUGGUUCUGAUGAAGCUCAGAUUCUGAAAAGUCCUCUGCUGCUGCUCUUGUUGCUGAGAUGGGUUUCACGGACCUGCUGGAAGAGGUGGGCGGGUUUGGCAGGUACCAGUGGAUUCAUGUGACUCUGAUCAGUUUUCCUGGUUUGAUGAUGGCGAGUCAGAACCUGCUGAACAAUUUCAUCUCAGGAAUCCCCACCCACCACUGCAGCCUGCCGUCCAAUCACAGCCUUCACAACCUGUCGCUGUCCUACCAGGUGGAUGAGAAGCAGCUGCUCAGAGUGUUCAUCCCUCCAGACUCUUCAGGAAGUCGACUGGACCGCUGCAGGAGGUACGUGGAGCCUCAGUGGCAGCUGCUUGCUGCGAACAGCUCGGCUAAUGUUAGCAUGCUGCCGACCGAAGGCUGUAUGGACGGAUGGACGUUUGACCGCUCCGAGUUUCUUGCCACUACCGUCUCUGAGUGGGGUCUGGUCUGCUCUCUUCGUCCUCUCAAACAGAUGAUUCAGACCAUUUACAUGGGUGGAGUUUUAACAGGUGCCAUAAUCUACGGCGGCCUGUCAGACAGAUUUGGACGUCGCUCUGUCCUGAUCUGGUCGUACCUGCAGCUGGGUGUGCUCGGUUGUAGCUCCGCCCUCUCUCCGUCAUACACUGCCUACUGCAUUUUUAGGUUUCUGAGUGGAAUGGCAGUUUCUGGAAUCAUCCUCAAUGGCGUCUCACUGAAGGUGGAGUGGAUCCCGACCAAAUCGAGGACUUUAGUGGGCACGCUCACCUCCUUCUUCUUCACCUUUGGACAGAUGAUCCUGGCAGGGCUUGCCUAUUGGCUGAGAGACUGGAGGAAACUGCAGGUGGUCGUUUGUGCUCCUCAGUUCCUGUUCUUCACCUACAGCUGGUGGUACUCGGAGUCGGCUCGUUGGUUGGUUUUGAACCGACGCUCUGAGGACGCCUUAAAGACUCUUCACCGAGUUGCUCGAAUCAAUGGAAAACCAGAGAUGAUCAACAAAUUAACAAUGGAGGUGCUCCACUCUCACAUGAGUAAAGAGAUCGAGUCGAGUCAUUCGUCGUUCACAGCAUUUGACCUGCUAAAGACCAGAGGGAUGAGACGCAUCUCCAUCUGUCUGAUCGCCGUCUGGUUCUCCACCAGUUUUGCGUACUAUGGUUUGGCAAUGGACCUGCAGAAAUUUGGAGUGAGUAUUUACCUGAUGCAGAUCAUCUUUGGAGCUGUAGAUUUUCCCGCAAAAUUAUUUGCUCUGGCCAUACUCAGUUUCCUGGGGAGACGGGUCUCCCAAGUGUGCUGCCUCUUUCUGUCGGCCGCCAUCAUCUUUGCCAACAUCUUUGUCCCGACAGACAUGCAGACCCUCAGGACCGUCCUGGCUUGCCUUGGUAAAGGUUUCACCUCAGCUUCCUUCACAACCGUUUACCUGUACACCGGGGAACUCUACCCCACUGUCAUCAGGCAAACAGGAAUGGGCUUCGUCUCCACCAUGGCAAGAGUUGGCAGCAUGGCGGCCCCCGCUGUCCUGAUUCUGGAUGAGGUACUCCCUGCUCUGCCCAGUUUGGUGUACGGCGGGUCAGCGGUGCUCGCUGGCUGCUUCGCCUGCUUUCUGCCCGAAACGCUCAACAUGCCGCUGCCUGACACCAUCGAAGACGUGGAGGAGAAAUGGUCUGGAAGAAGCUCCGCCUCUACACAAAAGGGAGGUGUGUCUCGGAAAGAGGGCGUGGUCUCCAGUGAUGGUGUGAUGUCAGAUGAGAGUGUGGCUUUGAAAGAACUAAAGGAAACAGAAGGAAGUGGCCUCAAUGCCCUCUGACCAAUCAGACAACACAAAAUCAUACAGUCAGCACCAAUGAUAACGGGACUGAAGCUCGACCAAUCAGAUGGGUGGAGUCACUAGUUUUAAAAAUUCAGUAAAAAGGUUUUUUAUUGUGACAGAAAAUACAUUUCCUGAGAUUAAAUCAUAAUAACAAUAAUAAAUAAUAAAUAAAUGCAGGUGUUAGAUUAUUGAUUGAUCAGGAAGUUGCAACAGUUUGUGUUGUUAAUAUCAAUCAGUAAAGGAGCUGAAUGUGAUUGUAACACACCAGUGAACUGAUCUUUAGUUAUUUUAUGAAAAGUGUCACAAUGUGAGAACAAAGACUGUCGUAAUCAAUAAAGAUGUUGAUUCAUUCUGA